Danio aesculapii is the source of this 9870-nucleotide messenger RNA. RefSeq names its product family with sequence similarity 168 member A (gene fam168a). The transcript has 9 exons. NCBI's taxonomy places the organism in Eukaryota, Metazoa, Chordata, Actinopteri, Cypriniformes, Danionidae. The record is from RefSeq and is a predicted model, not a curated record. Gene Ontology annotation, biological process: positive regulation of base-excision repair. Bases 197 to 997 code for a protein of 266 amino acids.
UAUGUGCUUCCAUACAGCCUGAAAAAUCAACCGGAGGAGGAAACCUUCACACUCAGCGGAGAAUAGACUGACCCACAGAACACCGCUGGAAACCGGGAUCACAGACUGGAUCAGGGUGACCCAUUUUGAACCUGCUUCACACUGAUUUGCAUAUCCAUUCUUCCUACCUCCUUCAUUUGCCUUUCCUUCACUGAGAAUGGCAAGCGGGCAUUCCACUGACAAAUUCAGUUUUCUGUACCCAACAGACAGCAGUCAGAGCGUGAAGAGUAAGAACAGACUGUCUUCCACCAUGAACCCGGUGUACAGUCCAGUGCAGCCGGGAACCCCGUACGGAAACCCAAAAAAUAUGGCUUACACAGGUUAUCCCGGAGGUUAUCCUACGACUGCCCCGGCCUACACAGCCAACCUCUAUCAGACAGGUAGCCCAGGAUACCCACCAGUGCUGCUGGUGAAGCAGGCCUGGCCCCAGACGGCAUCAGCUCCGGGGCCCGCAGAAGGCUCCUAUGACCUGGCUGUGGACGCUGGCUCAGAGAGCAGGCAGUACCAGGCCUCAUCUACAGCAUUCAGAUAUACUGCAGGAACGCCUUAUAAAGUGCCCCCUACUCAGAGCAAUGGAGCCCCUCCGCCGUACUCCCCGUCCCCAAACCCCUACCCCACGGCCAUGUACCCCAUCCGAAGUGCCUAUCCACAGCAGAACCUCUAUGCUCAGGGUGCUUAUUUCACACAGCCGGUGUACGCAGCUCAGCCUCACGUCAUCCACCACACCACCGUGGUGCAGCCCAACAGCAUCCCCUCCGCCAUCUACCCUGCUCCGGUGCCCGCGCCACGCUCCAACGGGGUGGCCAUGGGCAUGGUGGCCGGAACAACCAUGGCCAUGUCUGCCGGCACUUUGCUGACCACCCCUCAGCACACUCAGAUUGGAGCACAUCCCGUCACCGUGCCAACAUACCGACCCCAAGGAACACCUGGCUACAGCUAUGUGCCACCUCACUGGUAGAGCCACCUGCCAAUCAUAUCUGGAGUCAAACAUUGUAUGCAACUACUCAAGUCUUACAUCGGCGCUCUGUGCUCAACAGGGAGGGCCACGUCUGUUUGCAAGAACAAAAAGAUGAGAAAAAAAAAAGUGCAAGGGUCACUUUAUGCAUUCUUACGUGUUUUUGUAAAAGCUGCUUUUUUAUCUUUUUAUUUAAUUUUUCUUUUUGUUUUUGGGAUGAUGUUCUUGCAUUAGGUUAUUUUAAUUUCUCAUUGUUCCAUAGUUACUUCUGUCAGAACUCCAGAAUGAUUUCGACCAAUCACGCCUCUUCAAAAUCUGUAUUUUGUGUUCAGUAUAUAAACGCUGGUGUGUAGGAAUGUACCGACGCAAUAUCAGCACCACUGGGAUCAUAAUCAUCCAAUUAUGCUGCCAAAUUUUAUAACACUUAGAAACUAGCACAGGGUUCGUUUUUAUUUCAUUUAUUUACCGCAGAGUUUCAUUUCAGCGUUCAAACUUCCUUCGAGGAAAGUUGACUCGUUUAUUUUUUUUUUAAUAUUAAUAUGAUUUCAGUCCUCCCUCAUUUUGGUUCUACCAUCGAUAACAAGGGUGUCUUCCAGCUUGUAGCUGUUCAUGUAGAUUUGUAAGGAAUAUAUCAUUAGUAGGGCAGUGCAAACGUGGUUUAACCUUCAUUAGGAUAUCGAGUACAUAACAGUAAUCUUAGUUAUUCACUAAAUAGAGAACGUUCGAGUGAGCUGGUUACUUUAUUAGCUUAUGUGUCAGGAUAGCGUAAGCUUCUAAACUAUAAACGUGUAUAUUCGAUUUAUAUAAAUGUGCGCGCAUGGGAAUGCGGCAGAAUUUCGAAAAACGAAAAAAUAUCUAUGGUUGGCACUUAGCUGGAGCCUAAAACGUGCCAACUUUGAGGCCAGAUAGGAUGGACGCUACUCUGAUGGAACGAUAUGAACACAAAGGGACUUUAUUGCAUCGUAGAUAGCACUAAACGCAAAAAAAAAAGUAAAUAAAAUAAAUAAAUAGGCGUUCUGGCAUUCAUGGAGUUUGAGUGGGUCUAACCCCUGGUCAGUUAUUGGGCCUGUAGUCGCACAGAUUGUACAAAUGGAGUUGUUCAAUGCAAUAAUAAGAACGGCCUGCUUGAAUGGCUUUGAAUUGUAACUUACAGCCUUUUCAGAGAGAGAGAGAUUUUGAUUUCCUAUCCCCCUCAAGAGCUCGUCUAGUGUACUCAGAAGUGACAUAUCAAGUAUUCUAUAAAAUGUUAUCAUACCAUUGCACAUUUGACAAAUAGACGUAACUUAAUAACCAAUUAUACGGUACACUCUCAUAUUUAAAGGAUGUAAUUAAGAAAAUCAAAGCAUUUACUCUGCUCUUGGUGACGUCUCUGGAAAAGUAAUAUUAUUGUCAGUACAGAACAGUAUCGCUCUAUUUUGUUGUUUGUUACGGCUAAUCAACCACUAUUUCGAUAUAUAGUACACACUCGAACGUGGGAACGAAGCGAUUCUCUGAUCUUAUGUGGAAGUAAUAACGUCUAGUAAUGCAUGUGUCAUGCGGGUGAAUGCAGUAUAGUGUAAUCGGAUGGAAACUAUGCCCUCGCGAAGCAUGGUUGCAUCAUGUUGAAUCGCAGCUUAUGGAUUGCUUUUAAUAACACUUUUACAUUACAGCACAUUCCCUUCGGUUUUUUUUUCUUUUUCAGUUGUCGUUGUUGUUGAAUUAAAAGGAGAGAGCUGGGGCACAGAGUGGAUGAUCACCCAGAGAAUAUUUACAAAAAAUAAUCAAUAUUAAGCCUAAUUUAAGGUUGUCCUUAAACUAAUAAUCCUGUAUUUUUUAUUAUGAUUUGAUUGAUCCUCAGUUGUGACUCUGAUUAGAAUCUGCAAUACUGUAGUUUAAAUUUGACAGUAUUUUUUAUAAACAUCAUCAUGAUUGAUGAAUAAAAAGAUAAAUAAAGAAAAUUUGGCAGGAACAUAAUGAUUUAAUUAUAAUAAUUUAACAUAAUUGAAAAACAGGCUUCUUUUUGUUGAAGUAUUCUGCAAUAUUUAAUAUUGGUAAUCUUAAAGGUGCUGUAUGUAAGUUUUUGACUCUUCUAAAGCAUAAAAAACCAUAAUAUGUUUGCAGAUAUUUAAGACACAUGCCAAGUGAACAUUCUUGUUUCACUCUUCUUGUUUCAUUCUUGGCACCCCGAGUUGCCUUGGUGGAAAACAGCGGAUUUAAUUCAUUCAGUCAGGAAGUCUAUCAAAGUGUGUGUCUGUGACCUAAAUGUAACCUCCGGUGGACAGUAGCAGACUCCAAAAUGACACACAGAUUCAGAGUUCCACAUGAGGUGGUUAUUAAUUAGCAAAUGAUAUAAAUAUUAUGAGCGUAAACAUUAGGUGAGCAGGUUACAUUGUAACCCGUGUCCUAACAACACGCUACGACAUGCUAGAUUUGCAGUGAUAAGCAAUUUGGCUCUUUGCACCACACGAAACACGACAGAAAUUUAAAAAACAGCCAUUCAGAAGCACAGAAUAGUGCACUCACUGCACUCCAGCAAAAUGGCUUAUAAUCUAAUUAAUACACAUUAAACCUCUUUAAUAUUAUUAAAUGUAGAUGCUAAGUCACUAGCUAUGUUUUCAUCCAAAAAUGCGAAUUAACUUUAUGUGCAAAACUGGAGUAGCGCACUAAAGACAUGCGAAUAAAGCAGCGUUUCCAUCCAAAGUCAAAGCGUCAGAAUGCUGCGGUAGGAGAAGCUGCGUGAGUGUUUUCUUCAUUUAAUAAAUGACUUGAACCUCAGAAGGCAAUCCUGACACGCAGUGACUCUUGAUUCUGAAGGUCAUUAAUAAUAUAUUAAGACUUAUGCUGAAAGCGUUACGGCGUUUUAGAAUGACCAAAACAACAUUUCAGAUGUUUUACAGUGUGCUCAGCCUGCUGGUUUGUUCGUCCGCACACAUUUUUAUCAUCACAUGAUCUCUUAUAACAAAAUCACAUGACCUUUUUAAUGCGCAUACUGGAAUUUGUGCUGUAAAAGUGUUUCCAUCGUAGUUUGUGCGCAUCUUUUCAUAUCAAAUAAAAAGAAAAGUGCAAAUGCAAAGGAGGACUGACAAUGGAAGCAAAACGGAGGCAAAAUGUGGAUAAAAAUAGGUGGAUGGAAACGUAGCUACUGAUAUGUAUUGACUUGCACUGAGUCACAGUUCUAAAGUUCAAUUUCAAGCAGUUUAUUUUAUUUUCAAGAUCUGAUCUGAACUAUCUGCUGCUGCUUUCAGUAUAUGGCAAUAAAUGGCAUGUAAAAUGGCAUUCAAACUCACAUUAUCAGCAUUUAACACUGAAUAAAGCAGUUCAUGUGUUGGUUAGGUGUUGCCGUUGCUUAUAAUUAGAACAAGACUUAAAUCAGCCUCUGGGUUUGAUAGUUAGGCAUGCUCAUGUUGGUGUCGUCAAUCUGGGAACCUGCGCUUGCGUGUGUUUUAAUCCAGGUGUGCAAUACCUAGUUCAACCACUGGGUGUCAAACUUACAUACUGCGCCUUUAACAUAUUUUCAGAAUUCCCUAGUGUGAAAUGCUUUCCUGACAGGUUUAUCUAAAGAUGACUUCAUUGCAUUAUAUGCUACGGUAUGCUCAUUUGCCCUUAGUGAGCAGAAAUCUAAAGUAAAACUUUUGCUAAAAUGAAUAUCUGUGCAGCAAUGGGAUUGUAUUAGUUUAAGAUCAUUGUCUGUGUUUUGGAUGAAAUCUCAUCAUUGAUUUUCAUGCACUCUCUCCCCUACUCUUCCCUUUUCCAGCUGGAUUUUUUACAGUAUUAUAUCAAACAGUGACCUUUUAUUUUCUGCGUCGUUGCAUCACAAGACUUCGAUCGAUGCACAAUAAUCACUGUAAUCGACAUAUUAAACACUGACGCAAGCAGACGUCAGACUCUGAACUCUAGGACUAGAGUGACCUUUUAACACUGCAAAGGAGUAAAGGUUUUGAUUCAGAAUGAGCGGACGUUACCAUCCACUCUGACAAUGUAAUUUAGGCGCUUUUUACGUAAGUGUUAUUUAAAGUUUUAAUUAAUGAUUGAUGUUCAUUUUUUCUUAAAUAGAAGAUCUUUAUAGUUGAUCUGGAGUGGAGUGAUACAGUCCAUGUGGUUGAGAGGCAUUUCAGAGCACAAGUCUUCAAGGGGUUUCCUCUUCCUCUAAACAUUUCCCCAAUCUGUCUUUGUCUUCUUCUUUCUGGUUUGUCGAAAUAAUGAGGGCGGGUAAAGUUUAGCAAUCUGCAGCUAUUGUUAAAAUCGGGUAGAGAUGUUCACUGAAGUUUUUUUUUGUUCAUGAAAUUGAAUUGCGGUUACUGGAACAGACAAGAUUUUAAUACAGGGUCAUUAUUAAAUGGAUUGAUCAUCUGGAAAGAAAACGGCGUGAACGUUGAGCUCCAAGUAUACUUCGGUUUUUGCUGUAGAUGGUUAAAAUCUCCACUUCUACUGUAGAAAAUGUCAUUUCAUUUUUAUUAAAUUUGGCUCACUUCUCAUAUGGAGAAUAUUUUUUAUGACCUACACUGCAGUCAUCCACUGGGGGCGAGCAAGAUUUUCAGUACACAAAUGAUCCAACGCUCAAAGAUUUAAGGCUGAUUUAUACUUCUGCGUCAAGCGUGGACGCAUAGCCCUCGUCGUGGGGCCACAAACACUCAAAGAUUCAUCCUUGUUAGUUCUGUUUCAUUUUAAGCUAUGAAAAUAUCUUUGCACUCUUUAGACCAGGGAUCACCAAACUUGUUCCUGGAGGGCCGGUGUCCUGCAGAUUUUGGCUCCAACCCUAAUCAAACACACCUGAACAAGCUAAUCAAGGUCUUACUAGGUAUACUUAAACAUCCAGGCAGGUGUGUUGAGGUAAGUUGGAGCUAAAUCCUGCAGGCACACUGGCCCUUCAGGGGGACAUUGGUGACCCCUGCUUUGGACAUUCAAAAAUUAGUUUGUUGUGAAGUCUAAACCAGGGGUGUCCAAACUCUGUCCUGGAGGGCUGUUGUCCUGCAGAUUUUCAGCUCUAACGUGGCUCAACACACCUGCAAGGAUGCUUCUAGAAAGCCUAGUAAGAGCCUGAUUAGCUAGCCCAGGUGUGUCUGAUUGGGGUUGAAACUAAACUUUGCAGGACACCGGCCUUCUAGGACCAAGUUUGGACACGCCUACGCGUGGGCACAUUGCCCUCAUCGUGACCCAUCGCUCUCAAAAAAUGUAACUACACGUCACAACGACGAGUAGCGCAAGCUCUGUGAUUGGUCGGCUUGUUACCACUGACAAGUGUGGGCGGGACAGAGAGCCGCAAGAGUCCGUUGGAGCGAGUGUUUACAAGUGUCGAGUCCUGUGAAGGAGCUCCAAAUGAACAGUUUUGUUUUGUGUUUACCUUAUGGUUAAAGUUAGUGCUAGUCCGCCGCUUCCUGCCUCAAAAUGAGCGAGUUUGAACCAAUUGUACAUUAGGGAAGCGUUUAGAAAAAACAAAACACCAGCAAGGAAACUCGACACAGAGGAACAUAAACACCUCACUGCCAACUAGCGUUUCUGAAGUGUUAUUGCAGAGCAACAGAAACAGCGCGCGGAAGUAUGAAUGCACAGCUACGCACGUUGCAUGCGCCGUGGGUCAAAUAUAAACCAGGCUUUAUCCUAGUUUGUUCUGUCCAAACAUUAUCUUGUCUUUGCACUCAUUAAACAUUCAGAAAUUAGUUUGUUGCAAAUUCUAAACAAAGAUGAAGCACCUCCACAUUCUUUCACUGUAAAUAAAUAAUUGAAGCCAAAAUUUCCCAGGUAUAGCUGCUGUCAUCUUGCACAGAUGAUGUCAUUUGGAGCCCAACUUUUUGUUUGGCUUGUGGUGGAGUUUAUGACCUAUACUGCAGCCAACCACCAGGGGGCAAUCAAGAUGUUUUGGCUUCACGUUUCAGUAUACAAGAUCCAACACUCAAAGAUUCAUCCUUGUUUGUUCUGUUCAAACAUUAUGAGAUAUGAAAAUAUUAUUGCACUUGUUAAACAUUCAGAAAUUAGUUUAAUGCGAAGUUUAAACAAAUAUGAAUGAAGCGCCUCCACAUCCUUCAACUGUAAAAACAUUAAAUAAAUAUUGAAGCCAAAUGCCCCAGGUAAAAGAGCUGUCAUCUUGCACAGAUAAUGUAAUUUAGAGCCCAACUUCAGUUUGGCUCGUGGUGGAGUUUAUGACCUGUACUGCAGCCAACCACCAGGGGGCAAUCAAGAUGUUUUGGCUUCCCUUCUCAGUACACAAACGCUCAACACUCAAAGAUUCAUCCUUGUUUGUUCUGUUCAAACAUUUUAAGCUAUGAAAAUAUCUUUGCACUCUUUAGACAUUCAAAAAUCAGUUUGUUGUGAAGUCUAAACCAGGGGUGUCCAAACUCUGUCCUGGAGGGCCGGUGUCCUGCAGAUUUUCACCUCUAACUUGGCUCAACGCACCUGCAAGGAUGUUUCUAGAAAGCCUAGUAAGAGCCUGAAUAGCUACCCCAGGUGUGUCUGAUUGGGGUUGGAACUAAACUUUGCAGGACAACGGCCCUCCAGGACCGAGUUUGGACACUUCUGGUCUAAACAAAGAUGGAGGAAGCACCUCCAGAUUUUUACACUAUAAAAGAAAUUGGAGCCAAAAUGUAGGCAGCUGCUGUCAUCUUGCGCAGAUGAUGUCAUUAGGAGACCAAGUUUGGCUGGUGUCGGCCUAUGUACUGUAAAAAAAUGCUGAGUUCCACACACUCAGUUUUAAAGUUAACGUUAGCUUUUACAAAUUUAGUUGUCCCCCCAAAAACUCAAGAAUUGUGUUGUUUCAGCUCAUUUUAUAUAAAUAGUUUGAACAAACAGCAAACAUAAUUUUUUGGAGUGUACUGCAGCCAACCACCAGGGGGCAAUCAAAAAAUGUUUUCGCUCCAAAUGAGGCACAUUAGGUUCGAACACAAGCACUCGACACACUAAAUAUUUGUACUUGUUCGACGUCUGCACUUUUCCUCUCCUAAAGUUAUGAGCGAUGAAAUGUAUACUCGUUACAGAAAUUUGUUUCAAAAACUGAUCAAAUAAGGACAACUUUAUUUCACAGUAAUAAAAAUGGAAGGCUAAAUAUUUUAGUUAUGGGGCGCUGAUCACAUCAUUUGGCAAGUCAUGAAGGGCAGGUUUUAUUACCUAUUUUGCAGCCAUCCACCAGGGGGCGAACACAUUUUUUGGCUAUACCUUUCAAGACUCAAACACACAUUGAUAUCUGGUAAAUACAAACUUCCCAGGAGGACUUGGACAUAGGUGACACGGUGGCUCAGUGGUUAGCACUGUCGCCUCAAUGCAAGAAGGUCAUUAAUUCGAGUCCCUGCUGGGCCAGUUGGCGUUUCUGUGUGAAGUUUCCUCCGGGUGCUCCGGUUUCCCCCACAAUCCAAACACAUGCACUAUAGGUGAAUUUAAUUAACUUAAUUGGCUGCAGUGUAUGGGUGUGUGAAUAAAAACGUGUAUGAGUGUUUCCCAGAACUGGGUUGCAGCUGGAAGGGCGUCCGCUGCGUAAAACAUAUGCUGGAAUAGUUGGUGGUUCAUUCAGCUGUGGCAACCCCUGAUAAAUCAGGGACUAAGCCGAAGGAAAAUGACUUGAACAUACCUUACGCAUACGCAUAUAUACACAUAAACCGAAGUAUACUUUGGACUUAAAGGGAUAGCUCACCCAAAAAUUUCAAUUUUAAUCAUGUACUCAACCUCUUCUUGCACCAAACCUUUAUGAGAGUCUCUCUUCUCAAUACAAACGAUAUUUUGUUAUCCAAACAGUAUUCAAAAUCCAUUGACAUCCAUUGUAUUUUUUCCUACUAUGGAAGUCAACUGUGAACUGUCUGGUUAUAAAGUUUAAUUCUGGGGGAAAUGAUCUCUUAAAUAAAAACAAAUGUUUCUUGUUUUUUAAGAACAAAAUAGUCAUUUUUGGCGGUGGAUUAUGCAUUUAAUCCUCAACAGUUGAAUCAAAAAGCUGUUUUUAUUUACAUUUUUUUAACACAUCAUUGUUUUUUCAGCCCAAUAUCCAUACUUGGUUAUUUUCAGAUAUAUUCCCUCACCAAACAUUAUUCAUUAUGAUGUAUUUCUCCCAUUUUUAAAUAGAUCAAUUGUUUUCAAUUGUGUAUUAAUCAGGUGUUUGUUUUUUUUUAGGGGUUGGGGAGGGGUCGGAGUAUUUUGUUGUUGUUGUUUGGCCAUAGUAUGGAAGAGGCUUGGAUUUCCUUUUUUUUUUCACUUCAGUCAGUUUCUAUCGUUUUCAGAACAUGUGAUGUUUAUAUUGCAAACCCAUGCACUGUUCCGUUUUUUUUUUUCUUUCUUUCUUCAGGGCAUCGAUCAAAGGAUUGUUUACUAGCGCCCGUGAUGCAUGCAGCGGGUUAUUAGCUCUAGUGAAUUCAGUGUCACGUCACCAGUAUGUAAAGGUAUUUCUAAAGUAAUUGUGGCACUGGUUUCACGCUCUCGCUGAAAACCUGUGAUAUGUACCAUAGGCUUUUUUUUUUUUUUGUUGAUGCAAACGAGGGGUUGCUAUUUCACGCUACUGUUUAGGAAUAUUUAUGUUUUGACCCGUAUAUUGAGAAUAAGACUUUGUUGUUUGCAUUCUAAAUGUAAAGCAUAAAGGGGAAAAGUCUUCCAGAAUUGAUCUCCCUUCAGUGAGUGUUAAAAGCCCUUGCCCCCUAUAGUUAUGUAUAUUACGCACUGCAGCGCGGUUUUCGAGAUCACAUUUCUCCGAGCGUGUUUUCAGCAGACCGUGCCGUUCCACCGUUUGAGCAAGGAGACCCACAUCAGGCUUGUGAAAUGAAGUGUAAAACUGUUUUUAUUAUUUGGGUUUUUUUUUUUAUUGUUUUGUUUUUGAAGAUCAGUUAGUGAUCUCUGUGACAUAAUUAAGCCAAGUUUGUAAUUGUAUAAUAUUUACUGUAAGAUGUAGAACAUUCAAUAACUAUUAAAAUCUUUCCAAAAAAAUAAUA